Molecule: messenger RNA, 2820 nt
Organism: Vicia villosa (hairy vetch)
Lineage: Eukaryota; Viridiplantae; Streptophyta; Magnoliopsida; Fabales; Fabaceae
Exons: 10
Coding region: 57-2021 (654 amino acids)
Molecular function (GO): protein binding
Source: RefSeq, a predicted model, not a curated record
AACCUUAUAUUUCCACUAACUCAGUUUUAUAUUCUCUGUAAUAAAACUAUUAGACCAUGGUUUCUUCCAAACGCCAUUUAUCAUGUGAAGAAGAGGAAGUAUCAACUCAUCACAAGAAAGCAAAACAACUGCCUCCUUUAUCAAGUAUUGUUCUCAAUUCUGCUGAUUGUGAUUUAGAUUUCAACAUUGAAUGCAAUGGACUUGUUGGAUAUGGCCUUCAUGAGGAAGGCUUUGGUUACUGUUGGUCUGGUGCUAGAGCUACUGUUGGAAUAACAAAGGGAAGAUAUUGUUUUGGUUGCACUGUUGUUUCUGCUCAACCCGUUGAUACCGAUGAUACUUCCCUUGAUCAGCAACAUCUUUGUCGUCUUGGUGUUUCUAGAGGUGAUGAUACCGUUGGAGCUCUUGGUGAGACAAAACACAGCUUUGGUUAUGGUGGCACUGGAAAGUUUUCCAAUGCCGGCAAGUUUAUGAAUUUCGGUGAUAAGUUUGGAGUUGGUGAUACAAUUGUUUGUUGCAUGGAUCUUGAGAGUAAACCAUUUGCUUCUAUUGCAUUCUCUAAGAAUGGUAAAUGGUUGGGUAUUGCGUUUCAAUUUGAUGUUGGUUCUCUUGGUCUUGGAAUGGACUCUUCUUUUUCAAAGGAUUCGCCUUGGGAAUGGGCACUUUUUCCGCAUGUUCUUUUGAAAAAUGUUGUGGUUCAGAUGCAGUUCAGUGUUGAACAAGGACUUGUGCCUCAAGAAGGGUUCAAACCUUGGGCCUUGGCAGUUGCAGAUGGAAAUGCGGUUAUGGGACCUUCAUUUUCUGAACCAAAGGAUUGUGAAUUGAUGAUGCUCGUGGGAUUACCGGCUUCAGGAAAAACUACAUGGGCUGAAAAAUGGGUGAAAGAUCAUCCGGAGAAGCGUUAUGUUUUGCUUGGCACAAACUUAAUUCUUGAACAAAUGAAGGUUCCUGGGCUGUUGCGGAAAAACAACUAUGGUGAAAGGUUUGAUCGUUUGAUGGACAAGGCAAGUUCAAUGUUCAAUGUAAUUCUGUCCAGGGCAGCUAACAUACCUCGCAAUUAUAUAAUUGAUCAGACAAAUGUGUAUAAAAAUGCACGCAAGCGUAAGCUUAUGCCUUUUGUUGACUAUCAAAAGAUUGCUGUUGUCGUGUUCCCAAAGCCAGAAGAGCUCAAGAGACGAUCUGAAAAAAGAUUUGAAGAAAUGGGCAAAGAAGUUCCAGUUGAUGUUUUGAAUAACAUGAUUGCUAACUAUGUUCUACCUAAGAGCAAGGAUUUUCCGAACUCAGAUGAAUAUUUUGAUAAGGUUUUGUUUGUUGAACUGAAUCGAGAGGCGUCUCAAAAGUAUUUGGAUCAGGUGAAGCAAGAUACUCCAUCUCUAUCUAAUAACAACCAGUCAACAUUAUCGCGCAGAGGUUCUUCUCAGUCUUCUUUCGGGCCUGCAUUGCAAAAUCAAGGAAGUUCAACAGGAAGUGGCAUUCAACAGUGGAGAGCUCAUUGUCCAAACUCUCAAGCCGACUAUAGGAUGCCUAGUCAAGUCGAUGCACAUGGCCAUAUGACUGAACCUCAGCUUAGCAUGAAUCCAUUGUCAGGAGGAUAUCCAAGCAGUCAAAUUUCAAAUGUUGCAAGACCACCCUAUCCUUUUGGACUUUAUUCCAAUCACGAACCAUCUUGUUAUCCUAGAGAUAAUGCUGGUUCCAGUAGAACUUACGGUGACGUCGAAGCAUAUAGGAAUCCUGUUUUGGGUAGCCAGUAUAGGCCAAGUAUGGCAGGGAACAGCAACAUGGGUUUUCCUGGAAGACCUUAUGUUGACUACCGUGAGUCGCAACCUUUUAAUUAUAGUACAUAUGGAAGACCUUAUGUUGAAUACAGAGAUUUCCAACCUGAGUUGCCUUCACCUGCUGCAGCCACACCUUCGCUUCCCCCGUAUGGAGAAGCGACAUUAAGACCUCAACAUGGUGGAUUACCUGAUAACGUGCAGUAUUCAGGGAGAUAUGCUUGUCAGUAUCCAAAGUACUACUACCCUUGAAAUUUACCAGACAUUAUAUUUGGUACGGCUCUGCCAGAGAAAAAAUCCUGGAUGCGCAUGGAAGACUUAAAGGACACGAGCUUUUGAAGGAAAUCCUGAUGUUGAUUCAACUGAAACCAAAUAUGGAAGAUAGAUGCGCGUGGUGGAAAACCAAGGAAGGAUUCCUUGUCAAAGGUAGCUAUGAGAGGUUGGAAGAGUUAAGCUGUGAAGGAUUUAUUGUAGAGGAAGGUAUUCUUAGAGAAAUGAGAAAGCUUUGGAGAUCCAUAGUGCCGAGCUUAAUUCAUUUAUUUGGGUGAAGGGUUUUGCUGAAUAGAUUGCAAACAUGAAUGGAGCUUGUUAGAAGAGACAUUACUGAGGCAAGACAGUUGUGGUACAAAAUCCUUAGAUGGCUUGAUUUGUAUUCAGUUCCAAAAGUUAAGGCAAAGCUUCAAAAUUUGAUGUGGUUAGCAGUCUGCUGGAUUAUUUGGAUAAGUAGGAUUGAAAAUCUAUUCCAAGUUUAAAGGCCAAAUGGAACUUCUUUGGUUGAUUGGAUCUUGAAGCCUUUACGUCGCUCUAAUAAUGUUGUUUGUUUUGUUUUGCUGGUGUGCUGUUGUAGGUUCUUUUGGUUGUGGGUCUGUUAUGUUCAGCUUAGUUUGUUCCUUGUAUUUCCGGGUUUAGUACCUCUUUACUCUAUUAAUUAUUAAAAAAAAAAAAAUGGUAAAGUGUGCAGAAGAGAUGAAUAGAAAGCACAAAAUAAUAAAGUUUUUUUGGGAGGAAACUGUUAUGUUAUUGAAUUGCAUAAACCUGGAAAAUAUUACAA